AUUUAGUUGUUUUUUAGCUCUUCUCAAGCAAACAUUUAAUUAAAAAUUUCCAUAUUUUUUCAAAUUAAAACAAAUGUAGAAUUUUUAAACCUAUGGUUGUAGAUUUAGAAUGAAAUCGAAAAAGGGCGCAUUUGCCAACUCGUCUACAGGUUAUAGUAAACGUCAUAAUACUAGUGCGCAUAAGUCCAAUAGUAAUAAACCCGUUAAAUCAACGGAAUCUUUGUCCGGCUCCGUUAGUAAGAAGAACAAAAAGGCGGUUGACAAAGAAACUGAUAAACCGCCAGUGGAGGAACAAGAUAAUGAUUUGAAUUCGGGGUUUGGUAAUUACAUGAGAUCAAAUGAAGGAGUUGAAAUGAUGAAAAUCUUUGUAUUCGCCAAUACGGUAAUGGUGAUUGUUACUAUGGCUUGGCCUCAUUUUAAAGCGCAAUGUUACUGGUUAUGGGAAUGGUUGGAAACUUUUGCAGAAGAAUAAAUUUAAAAG
Messenger RNA from Lucilia cuprina (Australian sheep blowfly), 481 nucleotides. RefSeq lists its product as uncharacterized. The transcript has 2 exons. Lineage: Eukaryota; Metazoa; Arthropoda; Insecta; Diptera; Calliphoridae. Bases 110 to 472 code for a protein of 120 amino acids. The record is from RefSeq and is a predicted model, not a curated record.